UUAAUUAUUUUAAUAUUUACAGUACCAACACUGAAUUUUAUUCACCCUUCAAAGAGAUGCCGUGUGCUUGUGUGUGUGUGUGUGUGUGUGUUUACAGAGGUAUUGAGUGUGAAAACUCUCCAAAUUGAUGCUCAAUCCACAUCUCUAAUCGAUUGAUUGGAUUGAUCGAAGAAAAUUGCGGUUUUUUAGUCUCUAGAAUUUGUUAUAUAUUCGAUGAACAAAUAUAUUCGAGGCUUUGCAUUUGCGAUUUCGUAAUCAGAUCGAUUUUUUUGAGUUGGUUUAUAGUUGUAAUAGGUUUCGGCAAAUGGAAGGUGAAGAUGAUGUGCAUAUGGCUACAGAGGGCUUAGACUGGAAAUUCUCUCAGGUUUUUGGUGAGCCUGCUGCUGGCGAAGAGGUUCAAGAAGUUGAUAUCAUUUCAGCUAUAGAAUUCGAUAAAUCUGGAGAUCAUCUUGCAACUGGAGAUUGCGGGGGUCGUGUGGUUUUGUUUGAAAGAAUCAACAAAACAGAUCAUGCUGAUCAUCGAAGAGAUCUGGAUGGAAUGGAUUGUUCUAGCAGUAGACGCCCUGAAUAUCGCUACAAAACAGAAUUCCAAAGUCAUGAACCGGAGUUUGACUACCUAAAGAGCUUGGAAAUUGAGGAGAAAAUCAACCAUAUCAGAUGGUGUCAUACAGCUAAUGGUGCCAUGUUUCUGCUCUCGACUAAUGAUAAGACUAUAAAGUGCUGGAAGGUACAAGAAAAGAAGAUCAAGAAAAUAUGCCACAUGAACAUAGAGCCUCCGAAACCGACAAGUAAUGGUUUUGUUAGUGGUUCAAAUGUGCCUACGAUGUCUAAACCACAUACUGCAAAUGGAGAUGGUAUCGACAAACACCUGCGUUGUAUGAGCGACAAUGUUCCAUUUCCAUCGUGGAGGGUUUCAUCUCUACAUUUACCCAUGGUAACCGGCCAUGAAACAAGCCUUGUAGCUAGAUGCCGUAGAACAUACGCCCAUGCCCAUGACUAUCAUAUUAAUUCCAUCUCAAAUAACAGUGACGGUGAAACUUUUAUAUCGGGUGAUGAUCUGCGCAUAAACCUAUGGAACAUGGAAAUUAGUAAUCAGAGUUUCAAUAUCGUUGAUGUGAAGCCUGCCAACAUGGAGGAUUUAACCGAGGUGAUAACUUCAGCUGAGUUUCAUCCUUCGCACUGCCAUAUGUUAGCGUAUAGCAGCUCAAAAGGCUCAAUUAGGCUUCUAGAUUUACGGCAAUCCGCUCUAUGUGAUGGCCAUAGUAAAUUAUUAAAAGAACAUGAGGCUCCAGGUGCAAGAUCUUUUUUCACAGAUAUUAUUGCCUCAAUUUCUGAUAUCAAGUUUUCAAAGGGAGGAAGGCAUAUCCUAAGUCGUGACUACAUGACUCUUAAGCUGUGGGAUAUAAAUAUGGAUUCCGUUCCAGUGGCAACCUUCCAGGUUCAUGAAUAUUUGAGACCUAAGCUGUGUGAUAUGUAUGAAAAUGAUUCAAUCUUCGACAAGUUCGAGUGUUGUCUGAGUGGAGAUGGACAGCGGGUGGCAACGGGUUCUUACAGCAAUCUGUUUCGUGUUUUUGGGUGUUCUGAGGGAAGCUCAGAAGAAGCAACUUUAGAGGCAACAAAGAAUCCCACGAGGAGGCAAAUACAAACCCCACCAAGAUUCCCAAGAUCCCUCGGAACCCUUCCCCGUGUUAGCAGGCGAGGAUCCGACAACUUGGGAAUUGACAUCAAUGGCAGCAGUUACGAUUUCUCAAGAAAGUUGCUCCACCUUGCAUGGCACCCAAACGAAAACUCAAUCGUCUGUGCUGCUUCAAACAGCCUGUACAUGUAUUACGCAUGAAAGGUCAAGUACGAGAUUCUGUACAAUUUUUCUCUUAUAUACACUUGUAGAAAUUAGACAACACUUAUAGGCCAUCAAUGAAGAUCCAUCAUCAAAAUUCUCCAAGAUUCGGGUCGAGUCAAAAUGUGUUCCUAGUCAAGAACGUAGACCAACCCGAUCAGAAAAAAACGUCUAAGAGAUGAUGUUACAGUAAAAAGGUGCGGUUUUGUACUCGUUUCAUUACAACGAUCAUGAUUAUUACGGUUACUAUAGUUUUUAGUCAAAAGAA
Cynara cardunculus var. scolymus (artichoke) is the source of this 2105-nucleotide messenger RNA. Its product is annotated as serine/threonine protein phosphatase 2A 55 kDa regulatory subunit B beta isoform-like. Gene Ontology annotation, molecular function: protein phosphatase regulator activity; protein binding. Lineage: Eukaryota; Viridiplantae; Streptophyta; Magnoliopsida; Asterales; Asteraceae. Gene Ontology annotation, cellular component: protein phosphatase type 2A complex; cytosol. The transcript has 14 exons. Bases 305 to 1837 code for a protein of 510 amino acids. The record is from RefSeq and is a predicted model, not a curated record. Gene Ontology annotation, biological process: peptidyl-serine dephosphorylation.